This is a messenger RNA of Cryptosporidium ubiquitum, 2250 nucleotides long. RefSeq names its product carboxypeptidase. The coding region runs from base 1 to 2250 and encodes 749 amino acids. Gene Ontology annotation, molecular function: metallocarboxypeptidase activity; zinc ion binding. The transcript has a single exon. Gene Ontology annotation, biological process: proteolysis. The record is from RefSeq and is a predicted model, not a curated record. Lineage: Eukaryota; Apicomplexa; Conoidasida; Eucoccidiorida; Cryptosporidiidae.
AUGAGAAAACUAGUAAAGUUAUUAGAUGUUAUCAGGUUUUUUACCGUAAUUUUUUUAAUAUGUAUGAUCAAAGUUUUUGGACAUUUAGAGAGACCAGAGAGAAAGUUACAGUAUGCAAGAGAACAAGUUUCAACUAUUCCAGACGAUUAUUUGGAAUUAGGAAUCCCUAAUAUGGAUUAUGGUAUUGAAAACCAAGAUCUGAGAAGAAUUAUAUAUUCUUUGAAUAGGGGGUCAUUGAGGAAUUUUCCGACAUUAAAUGAGGUGUCAAUCAUUAUGGAUAAUUUAUUAUUGCAGUUUGGAACUAAUUUUAUAAAAAAGCAUAAGAUAGGAACAAGUUUUGAAGGGAGGCCAAUUGAGGCAUAUAGAAUUGGAUUCUUUGGCAAGAAUAAUGAUUUAGACUCAGAAAGUUCGUAUCCCAAUAUUAAGCCCGGUAAUAAGCCUGCAUUUUUACUGACAUCUAUGCAUCAUUCAAGAGAACCUGCAAGUUUAACAACUGGAAUAUAUUUUGUUUCAAAACUAUUGGAAGAUGCAGUUUACAAACAGGACCCUGCCUCUUACUUUUUACUUUCAAACAUUGAUGUUUGGUAUGUGCCAUUUGUGAAUCCAGAUGGAUAUGCUGCAAUUGAACGAACACGAAAUUAUGGAAUUAGAAAGAAUCAAAGGAAAACAUGUAAUUCUGGCAGACCAGAUGAGGAGGGAGUUGAUAUUAACCGUAACUAUGAUUUCAAAUUUGAUAAUUCUCUGAUUUCUAAAUGUGACCCACAAGAGUAUCCCGGAGAACAUCCGUUUUCUGAACCUGAAACGAGGGCUAUAAGAGAUCUUGUAAACAAUGUAAAAACCUUUGUUACUGCAGUUAACUUACAUACAUUUGGCGAUUUGUGGACUAUACCUUGGAAUUGUUGCAAAAAAAAAGACUUAGAUGAGAAUAUUGCAAAAAUAUAUAAUGAACUUAAGUAUGAAAUUCUAAUAUCAUCUCCCUCAUGUAUUAUAAGAACCUUGAUGUAUACGAAAGGUCCAUUUUUUAUUAAUUCAGUUAAAAAGGGAUUUAAUUCAACAUUUUUCACAAAUUCUAGAAAUGAGUUUGAAAAUGCUUCCAAAUAUUGUUUCUCACCAGCAGCAAGGAACCCUACUAUGGAUUAUGAAGCUUCAGGAGAAGCAGAUGAUUAUUUACUUGGAGUUCAUAAUAUCAUUUCACUUUCUCCAGAAAUUGGUUCUGACUACUAUGGGUUUUAUCCUCCUCAGAGUGAAAUUUUCCCAAUUGCAAAAAAAUAUUAUCCUCAAAUCCUGGCAGUAGCAUCAAAAUCCACUCUUGAGCUAAGUAUUUCCUCUAAAAUAUUCUUAUAUAAUGAUGCAGAAAUUCGACGUGGAAAAUUCGAAUUUUCACUAUUCAAUAGUGGAUUAUCUUCUAUUUGUUCCAAAAAUAACACUCAGACUUUUCAGAGUAAUUCCAAGAAAAAUUAUGAAUGUUACUCAAUCUUUACUUGGGAGUUAAUUUCAUCUAAUUGUAAUCAGGUUUCUAAUUUUGAUCCUGGAAAUACACAAUUUGGUGAAUAUUCUGCUGGUUUCAGAUACAGAUCUUUAAAUUUGAAAGAUUGGGACCAAAAUGUUAACACAGCAGAUGAAUGUAAUACACAGCAAUUACUAAUAUCAGUAAACAAGCAAAACAAGAAAGGAAAUAGCAAAGAUGAAUUUAAAUUUAUUAGAGGAUUUGCCUUUGAUGGCUCUGUUGAACCAAGAUCUAAUCGGGGCUUUAGGGUAAAUUUCAAAUACAAGAAUUCAUUAAAUGCUGUAACAUCUAACUCUAAGUCUGGCACUAAUAUUAUAAUCCACACUUGUGUUGCAAAUAUCAACAAUAAACACACAGAUGGAAUUUGUCAAUGUGGAUUUAUUAAGUUCUCUAAUAACAAUUUCAAUUCAAAUACCGCCUUAACAGUGCACUCAACGAAUUCCGAUCACCUAUGUAAUCAACUAUAUACUAGUAAAAAUGAGUUUUCACCAUAUUCAGAAAUACGCGAUCAGGAGCCAGAAAAACACUCUUUAAACAAACAGAAUAUCAUCUUCCUUAAGAAUGAUCAAGCUGAUUCAGGAAGAGAUCUAACAUAUUUAUCAAUUUGCAUAAUUUCAGUCACUAUUGUUACCGUCAUAUCUAUAUUAUAUUCUAUUACUUAUAAGAAAUAUUACACUGAAGGUACAGAAACAAUUAAUAACAACCAUGUUCCAGUUGCUAGUGAAAUAUUUUCUAAAACUUAG